CCGCCCUGCGCUCACUCCAGCGGCCACUUGGAGGGAUUUCCUUUGGGGUGGCCUCUGCAGCAACACACCCGGCUUCAUUCGCGGCGACUGUGAGCAUGGAUCUCCGAGGAAGAGCCCUCCUCAGCAGGGACGGACUUCGAGUUCUCCUGAUGCUGUUCCAUACAAUGUCUCAAAUUACGGCAGAACAAGAAGUGGAAAAUCUUUCAGGUCUCUCCACGAACCCUGAAAAAGACAUAUUUGUAGUGCGGGAAAAUGGGACAACGUGUCUCAUGGCAGAAUUUGCAGCUAAAUUUAUUGUACCAUACGAUGUGUGGGCCAGCAAUUACGUGGAUUUGAUCACAGAGCAGGCUGAGGUUGGCUUGACCCGGGGAGCUGAGGUGAUGGGCCGCUGUGGCCACAACGAGUCGGAGCUGCAGGUGUUCUGGGUGGAUCGCGCCUACACACUCAAAAUGCUCUUUGUCAAGGAAAGUCACAACACAUCCAAGGGACCAGAGGGGACUUGGAGAAUGAGCAAGGUGCAGUUUGUGUACGACUCCUCCGAAAAGACACACUUUAAAGAUGCAGUGAGUGCUGGAAAGCACACAGCCAACUCCCAUCACCUCUCCGCCUUGGUCACCCCAGCUGGGAAGUCCUAUGAGUGUCAGGCUCAGCAGACCAUUUCUCUGGCCUCCAGUGACCCUCAGAAGACUGUCACCAUGAUCCUGUCUGCUGUCCACAUCCAACCCUUCGACAUCGUCUCAGAUUUUGUCUUUAGUGAAGAGCAUAAGUGUCCUGUGGAUGAGCGAGAGCAGCUGGAAGAGACCUUGCCCUUGAUUCUGGGGCUCAUCUUGGGCAUUGUCAUUGUGAUAACUCUCGUGAUUUACCACCUCCACCAUAAAAUGACUGCCAAUCAACUGCAGAUCCCCAGGGACCGAUCCCAAUACAAGCACAUGGGCUAGGAUCCAUUAGGCAGGCAGAAACCAAGUCCUGCCCCAAAAUGGAUCAGGUAGAAUGACAAAGGCACUUUUCCACCUUGUAUACAGGAUAUACCAACAUAGCUACACUCCGGUAGGCCUGGGCAUCUGAGGCUUGCCUGGCCUGUGUCCAUGCUUAAAUCCAGGGAUGGGGGAAGAGCUUUGUAUUUGUGGCAUGAAGGACAGCUGUUUUCUCCAUGCUGGGUAUCAGGGGAGGGGACAGCCAGCCUUCAUGCUCAGGGUGGCUUUGACUCUCUAAGGAGAGGGUCUGGACCUGAUAUUUAAGAACUGGGAACACACUCCCCUUGGAGAAGGCUUCCUUAGGUCCAGAGGAAUGGGGGGGAUGCUUUGUACCCUUGGCCUCUGCUGGCUUUCCUACAGUUUUCAAUGCACACAGUACAACCUCAUGCUGCCUGCGGCAAGACCCCUGAAAGUGAUCCAUGCUUCUGGCUGGCGUUCUGCAUGUUUAGUGAUUGUCUUGGGAAUGUUUCACUGCUCCCUGCGCCCAGUGACUGCAGCACAAGAACCUGUUCAAUGUAACUAUGCACAGUUGUUUGGAAUUCAUAACAUGGCAGGUCCAAGUGAAGGGACCUGAAGAACUAAUCCAUGUGACUCUGUUAAAAAAAUGAAUUAAAACGCACUACUCUCUG
Molecule: messenger RNA, 1603 nt
Organism: Jaculus jaculus (lesser Egyptian jerboa)
Lineage: Eukaryota; Metazoa; Chordata; Mammalia; Rodentia; Dipodidae
Gene: Lamp5
Product: lysosomal associated membrane protein family member 5
Exons: 6
Coding region: 96-938 (280 amino acids)
Cellular component (GO): membrane
Source: RefSeq, a predicted model, not a curated record